Molecule: messenger RNA, 1300 nt
Organism: Aphidius gifuensis
Lineage: Eukaryota; Metazoa; Arthropoda; Insecta; Hymenoptera; Braconidae
Gene: Trmt61
Product: tRNA (adenine(58)-N(1))-methyltransferase catalytic subunit TRMT61A
Exons: 3
Coding region: 136-1083 (315 amino acids)
Biological process (GO): tRNA methylation
Cellular component (GO): nucleus; tRNA (m1A) methyltransferase complex
Source: RefSeq, a predicted model, not a curated record
GUAACCUAAAAAAAUAUAAGUACACUGUACACACAUUUAAGUAUUGUUUAUGUUGACAAUUAUUUUGUCUUUAUAAACAAUUUGUUUUAUUAAUAAUAAAUAAAUAAUAAUAUAAAAUUAAACAACUAAAUUAAAAUGAGUUUUGAAAAAACAAAAAAAAUUAUUGAAGAGGGUGAUAUUAUUGUACUAUAUCUUGGCCCUCAAAAUAUGCAUUCAUUUGAAGUUACUGAAAAAAUAUUAAAUAAAAAAGGUGAAUAUGUUGAUAAUGUAUUUCAAACAACAUAUGGUGCAUUAAAAGUACCAAGUUUAAUUGGCAAAGAAUAUGGUUCAAAAGUUGAAUUAUCAAAAGGAUGGGCAUUUGUUAUACAACCAACACCUGAAUUAUGGACAACAACAUUACCACAUAGAACACAAAUUAUUUAUACACCUGACAUUAGUUUGAUAAUUCAUUUAUUAGAUCUUGUUCCUGGAAGUAUUGCCAUCGAGACUGGUACUGGUAGUGGAUCAUUAUCACAUUCAUUAAUAAGAACAGUUCGUCCACAUGGUCAUCUUUAUACAUUUGAUUUUCAUGAAAAACGUGUUGAAAUUGCAACUGAAGAAUUUACAAAACAUGGAUUAAAAGAUUAUGUAUCAGUUCAACAUCGUGAUGUUUGUCUUCAAGGUUUUGGUGAUGAUUUAAAACACAAAGCAGAUGCUGUAUUUUUAGAUUUACCACAUCCAUGGCUUGUUAUUGAUCAUGCUGUUGAUGCAUUAAAAAAAACUGGUGGUAAAUUAUGUUCAUUUUCUCCAUGUAUUGAACAAGUACAACAAACAUGUAUUAAAUUAAAAUCAGCUGGUUUUGUUGAUAUUAAAACACACGAGUGUCUUCAACGUGAAUUAACAGUUCAUUAUAAACCAGUACCACAAUUAAAUUUAGAAUGUCUUAAAAAAAAACAUACAAUUGAAGAUAUGCCAUUGAGAAAAUCUGAAGAUCAAGAAAAAAUAUUAACUGUUAGCCAUUCACCAUCAUUACCUGGACAUACUGGAUACAUCACAAUUGCUACAUUACCACCUUUAUUUGCUCGAAUAAUUAUUGAUGCCUAAAUAUAUUAUUAGUUAAAUUGUUUUAUAUUUUUUACAUUAUUAUAUGAUGAAAAUAAAAUUAGACAGAUAAUGAUUGUCAAUAGGUGAAGAAAUUAAUUUUCUUUUUGUUUUUUUUUCUUUUUCAAUACAAAAAAAAUAUUUUAUUUUAUGAGAUUGUUUUUCUCCAUAUUAUUACAUCAUAUUGCUCAGUUUAUUUUUUUCAUUUUUAGAGCUAACA